This is a messenger RNA of Solanum stenotomum, 1528 nucleotides long. Its product is annotated as hydroxyproline O-galactosyltransferase HPGT1-like. The coding region runs from base 201 to 1232 and encodes 343 amino acids. The record is from RefSeq and is a predicted model, not a curated record. The transcript is spliced from 12 exons. Gene Ontology annotation, molecular function: hexosyltransferase activity. Gene Ontology annotation, cellular component: Golgi membrane. NCBI's taxonomy places the organism in Eukaryota, Viridiplantae, Streptophyta, Magnoliopsida, Solanales, Solanaceae.
CAUUGAAACCUUACUAGAUCUUUAUUGAUAACACCUCAAUCUUAUUCCUCACACUUUAAACUAAAAAAUCCCAAAUUGACAAUUGGAUCGAAAAUCUCGGCAACUCAAUCAGCUCUGAUCAGUCUAAAUUCCUCCAAUAUCAAUAGCCGUAAUCGGCCGCCGCCAACGACUGCUCCGUCGGAGUCGACGACGUCGAAGAAAUGAAUAGUCGGGGUUCCACCAACCGGCUAUCAUCCACCUCUAAUUUCCGAUCUCGAAUGUCGUUUCUAGUGCUCUCUAUGUUCUCUACAAUGGCUGCUCUUUAUGUCGCCGGCAGGUUGUGGCUGGACUCGGAGAAUAGGGUAUAUCUUAUUCAAGAGCUUGAUAGGAGAACCGGACAGGGCCGUUCGGCUAUAUCAGUAGAUGAUACACUGAAGAUCAUAACCUGCAGGGAACAACAGAAGAGGCUAACUGCACUUCAGAUGGAACUGGGCAAAGCCAGUCAGGAAGGUUUUGUGUCAAAGCAUCUGCUGGAUAACAAUGAGAAGGAUUCAAAGAAAAAACUUCUAGCUGUUAUAGGUGUCUCUACAAAUUUUGGCAACAAGAAAAACAGAGACGCAAUUCGCAAAGCAUGGAUGCCUACUGGUCCUGCUCGUAAAAAAUUAGAGGAGGAGAAAGGUAUCGUAAUUCGAUUCGUCAUAGGAAGAAGUUUGAAUCGCGGAGAUAGUUCAGAUAGAGCCAUUGAUGAUGAAAGCAUGAAUUCUGAUGACUUCAUCAUUCUUAAUGAUCAUGUGGAGUCCCCUCAAGAGCAAUCAAAGAAGACAAAGUCAUUUUUUGCUUACGCUGUUGAGCAUUGGGAUGCUGAGUUUUAUGCUAAGGUCAACGACAAUGUCUAUGUUAAUUUAGAUGCUAUUGGAGCUGUACUUACCAGCUAUUUGGAUAAGCCUCGUGCCUACGUAGGGUGUAUGAAAUCUGGCGAAGUUUUUUCACAGUCGGAACAGAAAUGGUAUGAGCCAGAGUGGUGGAAAUUUGGGGAUGGAAAAUCAUAUUUCAGGCAUGCUUCCGGUGAAAUAUUUGCUAUAUCGAAGGCCUUGGCUCAAUUUAUUUCUAUCAACAGAUCAAUACUUCGCUCAUAUGCUCAUGAUGAUGUGAGUGCUGGAUCCUGGUUCAUUGGCCUUGAUGUGAAGUAUGUUGAUGAAGGGAAGUUCUGCUGCUCUUCCUGGUCUUCAGGGUCUGUAUGCGCAGCAGCUUGAUUGGAUCGCGUCUUUUAGUACAUAAAGAGAAUCAGUCACUGGAGAUUUGGUGCACUGUACAAAGGUGGUUGAAGUUUUUCACUCCAAUCAUGAAGAGCCGCGUGGUAGAGAGAGCACACACCUUAGUUCUUGACAUCACCAUGCCUUCGAGGAAUGUACAAAGGGUUCUUGGAGUGUAGGGACUAUGGUCAGAAAAGUUCUCUGCAUGAUGAUGUAUUCACAGAGUGCACAUUGUCCAUUAUUUAAGCAUGGACUAUUGAUAUCAAUGUUAUGGAGAUAUAAAGUUUGUUGAACUA